AUGGAAAACGGCAAAUCGAACUGGAAGCUGAGCCGCGUAUCGUCUGGCAAUGAUGUUUUCGUGUACUCAAGUGUCUCGACUUCGGACGAUAUUCGCGCGGUGUUGUACGAUGAACAUGCACCAGAACAGAGCUCGUUACAUGAGGACGAGAAGGAAACAGCGAUAGGAAGGGCUGGCAUGGCAAUCGAUCAGACACAGGAUAUCAUGCAGUCCAUUGAGUUUGACGAGUUCGCCACUGAGUGUUCGAAAGCUGAGGAAAAUCUACUACAUGCCGACAUGAUAGUGGGAAUGGAAGGCCCUUGCCCAUCGCUACCUCGUCAGGUUUCUGAAGAAGAAGAAGAAGCAGUGUUGCAGGCACAAGAGGCUGACGAGGAAGUAUUCGGUACGCCUACAAGAGAGACAAGAGAUGUGGACUUUAUUCUCGAAACUGCGGAUGCAUUGCCAGGUGGAACCGACUGGCAGACGUUCUGCCAUCAGCUCGUGAGCCAAGGAACGGAGACCUUGGGGAUUGACGAGAUGGGUGCAUCAGCGUCCCAAAACCAAAAUGAAGAAAAUUGCGGUAUGAUCACUGAUAUGGAGAGUAUCACUGUAGGAAGCAGUGUCUUUGAGACGGACGACGAGAACGGUGUAACGACCACCAACGGCAUUGCAGGGCCACAGGACCUAUCGUAUGCUAUGGGUGGCCCGCAGAGCGAUACCGAUAUUGACGAGGAAAUCGAUGAUGAUGCCUAUGACGAUGACUCCGAGUGCAGUUUCAUUGUGCUAGAGAGUCCAUGUCGUCGUGGCAGGCCUACGGUGAUGCCGAACAUAGAUGGCCCAGAGAGAGUGAGCCGCCAUUUCAAAAAAAACAACAAACUCGUCAAGGGCAGGAACAUACCACGUCCAGCCUGGUUGAAAACAAAUAUGACAAAGGCGAUGGCCGAGAAGCCCAAAAGGCGUCCACAAGUCCAGAGAACCGACGGCGGGAUGUCUGAGAAUACUAAAGCCCUGGAGGACCUAAAGAAGCUAGAGAGGUCACCUAGGCACAUCUGGACUACUGAUCAGCGGAUCUUCCUCUGUGUGCUCAAUAGGUGGUAUUGUCGCUCACCAGACGCAUUUGCCGCCGUUUUCAACAACCACUACGGGCUAGAUCUCCCGUCCCGUAAGGUCACCAACCAGUUCGAGAGUUACAUUCGUCUCCACGGUAGGCGGGCUUUCCGGGAGUACGACGAUGUGUUCUACCGCACCGCCUUCAACGAUCCUCAGGAACUGGAAGCCAGUGCUAUUGGGGCCUCGCUUCGUCGACGAGAGCAAGACGCCGUAUCGCCUGAUGGACAAGCAGCGAAGGCUAAAUCCAAACGCACUAGACAUAUCAACAAGAGGUUGAAGUUGAAACAGAAAGCGCAAGCCAUUCAACGCCCUCGUCACGGAAAUCCUCAACAAGGUCACUCAAUUUGGAGGACACAGGGGUGCGCCAUCCGAGCGGUUUCAUCGUGCGAUGAAGUAAUUGUUGACAUUGAGGACCCGGUCCUUUCACAUGGAUCCUUCAUACCAGAUUGCACGAACCGCAACACCAAGUCGCUUCUGGGGAAGAUGAAACCACACGAGAAGACAUUCCCAUCUCUUGCCUUCAGAGUCUGGUCAAACGCAAGCGGUACAUUUUAUGAUGACACUGGCUUCUGGGCGAGCCUCUUCGCAUCGCAAAAGGCCGCAGCAAGCUCGCCUUCACCCCUUCCACAGAACGACAAGUAUGGACUUUUCGCGGCUUUGGCAAACUCGCAUUUGAGCAUCAAGUCCCGGGGUAAUUCUGCUUUCGUGAGCGUCGCUUCUAGCCUUCUCCAGGCCAUGAACAUAGCAAUUAAAAAGCAGGCUGAGUCGCCCGAAGAUACGAUCCGACUUGCGCUCAUCAAUCUCGAUGCUAUCGAUAAGGCCUCUGUACACUGGGGAAGUCAGGUCAUCCGGGAUCUCAAAAGCACAAAGCAGCUAUCGUUCAGAACUAAGUACCAGGCCUUGCAAGACAUUAUGGUCUGGAGGCACAUCCCGUCUUCAGCAAUCAUAUCCACCACCGACUUGGAUGACAUCGAGGAAGUAGUUGGAAAGUCUCUGUGUCUCAACCAAUUUAGGGAAGAUAUUCGCACUCCCAUGCUGGCAAAAAGACUUCGUUCUAUGCACCGAACAAUAAAUGUCGACACUGCGGAAACAUUAGGUCGCUUCGCCAGCCUCGUGGGGUUGAGAUGUGAGCAAGUGUCGAUCAAUCAUGUUCGGGAGUUCGUGACAUGUCUUGUUGAUGGAUGGUCUCUGCGUGGACCCCUAGAUAGAGCCGUUGCACUUACCUUCGCAAAGGGUUUAAAGGACGUGAUCAGCGCAUUCAUGGAAGGUUUCGAGCAGGGAACGAAGAAUCUAAUCUACUUUAAUGGGGAUCAUUGCAACCAUAUCGCCACAUAG
Westerdykella ornata is the source of this 2424-nucleotide messenger RNA. RefSeq lists its product as uncharacterized. Bases 1 to 2424 code for a protein of 807 amino acids. Lineage: Eukaryota; Fungi; Ascomycota; Dothideomycetes; Pleosporales; Sporormiaceae. The transcript has 7 exons. The record is from RefSeq and is a predicted model, not a curated record.